CUCAAUGAUACUGCCGCAAUGCUUCGCGCUGAUGAUGCUCAAUACCAUCAUCUAAGGAUCCGCGUCGUCGAUGACAUUAUGGCCAAUCAUUCUAGCGAUCGAGAGUUCAAGGUCAUGGAAUCGGCCGAACUCAAACAAAUGAACUAUCGGUCUCAAGUAGCAUACAACCUCCAACACACCCACGACUCCAUCUGCAAAGGUGGGUUGUUCGCCCAUGGCAACACCCCGAUGCAAAAGCAGCUCCAAGUUGCUUCCAUCGCUCUGGGAUAUGUCAUGGAAAUGAUUGUGGAGGAAGAGGACAGCAAGAGCUCCAACUCAUGGAUCCAGGUCCCGGCCAGCGAGCUCGAAGGCUUCAUCAAGACCAUGUUGUCUACCCAGCAUCAACAGCCCGAGGCCAAGGUACGUAUAUGA
This is a messenger RNA of Periconia digitata, 411 nucleotides long. NCBI's taxonomy places the organism in Eukaryota, Fungi, Ascomycota, Dothideomycetes, Pleosporales, Periconiaceae. The record is from the annotation of a GenBank genome assembly.